CACCGACUGCUGCCUUUUGAUGAAGCACAGGCGGCGAACGACUUUGGAGCUCUCUCAUUGCUCAUCUUGUGCUUUUGGAAGCGAAUUGCCUAUCAAAAGCUUACAAGCGAUAGCGAGUUUGGCUCAACUAUUGCGCCAUGUACAAGGAAUGGAAGAUUGAAGAGGAGGAGGAGGAGGAGGGUGACCAGAUCGACGACGAUAUCGACCUGCUCUAUAGCAAGCGCAGGACGCUCCUACAGCGCAGAAAUGAUCCGCACGGCUACAACGCGGCCGCUCAACAGGGCAAGAAAGCAGGGCGGAUUCGCAACCCAGCACAGAAAUUGCCUGCCAAGCGCCUGGACGAGCUGCUUGAAGAUCUAUUCGAAGCAGAGGAUUCAAUACCCAGCAUCGACGAGAUUCGAGCUCUGGAGCGAUCAGAAGGCAGGGCUUGGUCGAAUACGUUCUUUGAGCUGGUAGAUGACACCAAGGUGGUCCUCAAGGAGCAAGAGGUUGUCCAGCUGCUAAAACUCAUCCGCGCCGCGAACCAGGACUUCAAAGAGUUUGCUCUUUCGGAGGUGCUCGACAAGGCGGCUCUGGAGAAGAUGUACCCGCCUCCACGCCAGCUGUACGAGAUACAGCACGAAAGCCUGCUUCGCCUGCUAAGAAUCCUUGAGCGUACAACCACAGCUUCAGAUGGAGUGCAACCAGUCGCAACGAACAGGUCAAUUGUUGCCAAGAGCGCGGCAAGCAGCAAGAAGAACAAUUGCAAGAAGCGCAAGAGAGGCAGUCCGUCCAAAAGCUCGAAGGAGAUGCAGGAGGAUUACGGUCUUAGCGAAGAUCUCGAAGCGACUGAUGCAGUCAUGCGCGAUGUAUCUGCAGACUCUGGGUUGCAUGUCGAGACGACAGCCAGCGUUGGCGAGGCGAACAGUGACGUGAUCACGAAUAUCGCGAAAGACCGGGCAGCAUACAUUCAGCAUUGCAGCAUCCUAUCGCGCGGCUGCCUAGGGGCUGAAUGCACUUUUGCGCUUAUGAGCGGUCGCAACCCGCCCAAGUCACUGUUAUCCGAAGACGCAAUCCAAGCUGCCUUGGAGCCGCUCAAGAUCUGCGUGCAGUCCAUCAUCACCCACUACAUCGAGGCCUCCCCUGAGGCGACCCUUCCUGCUGCUGGCUCGAUCGAGCAUUUCUUCACCCAGCUCAUCCGUGAUGUGACGCCGCGCAAAGCCACAAGAAAGAAAGGAAGCAAGGACUCUGCUGCUGCUCUUGCCGACUCUGCCGCGACACUGGAUGCUGUCGCGUUCACGAGCGCCUCGCAGUGCAUUGAUGCUACUAAGCAAGUUUUCGACGUGACACACUCGGCUCUGCUUGCUGUGCAGCGGCUUUGCAUUUCGGACACUGUCCCACUUUCGGACGCGGUCGCCAUCACGCUUGUCUACCUCACCCUCAAACCUUUCUUCAUGGCGGAGUCUGAUCAUGGAGGUGCAAGUGUAAUGGCAAACACAAGCACGAGCACAAGCGCAAGCACAUGCACAGGCUCCACCACAGGUAGCAAUAGCAAAUCCAAGGCAGUCGCGAGCGCAUACAGCCAGCUGGAUGCGAUUGGCGGGGCGUCCGCGCCAGGCAAGCUCCGCAGACCUUGUCUGAGCAUUCUUUGCUUUAUCUUUGGCAAGCAUGCUCAACAGCGUACAUGGAUCGUCGAGGAGAUUCUGUCGAGCUUGAUCAAAUUGCCGGAUAUGAAAAAGGGCCGGAAGCAGUAUCGUCUCUCCACAGGCGCCUUGGUCCAUCCUAUCAAUGCUCUGCUGCUGCAACUCAUUCAGAGCGCGGCAGACGUGUCCUUGUCUCCUUCUUCAGCCAUACUGGGUCUCGGCACGUCUGCGCGUGAUAUCGAGAUGAGCGAUGAUGACUUGGGCGGCGUCAGCGGGGGAGAAAGCGAGGGCAGCGCCUCACACAUCAGCUUCUCUCUUGAAGGAUGCAUAUCGGCUUCCCAGGCUGUGACGGCAUACCUGGUACACAAGCUUCAAAAUCAUGGCAAGGUUGUCAAGUCGUCCUCAGAUAUGAGCUAUGUCAGCAUUAUCGAGAAUCUCAUCGUCGAUCUAGUCUCUAUGCUCUUCUCGAUCGACUGGCCUGCAGCUGCUCUACUCUUGACUCGCCUCUCCGCUGCAUUUGCAGCCCUUUUGGAGGAUAAGGCGAGCGCAGAUGCCAAAGGCGUGGCCAUUGACCAGCUCGGUCUCGUCGCUGCCGCUCUGCGUCGUGCGCAGCUCAUCAUGGUCGACCAUUCGUUGCCGCUCUCGCGUCUCGGAGUCCACACCAACGCGGACGAUCUGAACAAGAUUGUCGAAGCAUACGUAGAAACCAUUCAGCAUCUCGAUCGGCAACAGGGUGGCGACGUUGUCGCUAUCGAAGCCGCAACGAAUUACUGGCAGGCUCAAGGGCUUGGCGAUCUUUCUGCGCUGCUCAGUCACUUUGAGGAGAGGGGCGGCGCUGGUAGUGAUGAUGCCGAAUCAACUUCCGCGAUUACCCGGCUGCGAGACGCAGCGCGGACUGGCAAAGAAAAAAUCAGCCGGCUGUACGGAGCCCAGCAGCAGCGUCAGCACCAGCUUGUGACGGCCUCUGAAGUCAAAUCCGAGUUCGAGAACGACACUCCAAUCACAAGACUCACGGAGAUGUUGACACUGACAAGCAUGAGCUUCGUGUCCUUCGAAUUCGUCAAGAAACGCCUACUAAAAUCUGUAGACGAGCAAGCGGUAGGCAAUCGUGCCAAAGCACUCAGAGCAAUCGGCGCCAUCAGCAUCGUUGAUGCUGACUUGCUCGAAGACGAACAGAUCUGCGGCAUGGUCGAGACGCGGCUGGCGGAUAGUAGUCCCGGUGUGCGCGACACAGCCGUCAAUCUGCUGGGGAAAUAUCUCUUGCGCAAGCAGGAUCGGAUCUCUCAUCAUUUCCGUCAGCUGCUGAAUCGCCUACAUGACUCAAGCUUGGCCGUUCGCAAACGUGUCACCAAGCUGCUCACCGGGUUUUACGACGUGCUCGAAGACGAUGACCUUCGCGUUGAGCUUUGCGUACGAAUCGUGCGUUGCGUUCUCGAUGAAGAUUCUGGACUCCAACAGCUUGCGCUCAAUGCCAUUGGCCAAAUCUGGUUUGGCCAGGCGUUGAUACAGGAUGGCGACGUCAAGCCGCCAGCUGCAACACCGCCUGAACACACCAAUGUGCUCGCUCGGAUCAAGUUCGAUAAUUCAAAGUCGUCGCGCUUGAGCCGUGCACCGAGCUCCUCUGGUGCCUCGGAGAGCGAAGCAGGCGUAGAUGACCUUGCAAAGCAUGCUGUCAUUAUCACAAGGGUAUGCGGUCAGCUAAGAGAGCGUCCAUCCCCGCUUGAGGAGGUCUUCAAGCGCAUCGGCCAGAGCUCGACCGAUCCAGGUCUUGGGCCCAGCGUCCAUCGGAAAUUCAAAGGCUUGCUCGAACGCCUGAUCAACAGCCUCGUCACAGAGGAGCCUCAACAGCCUGAAGCUUUGUUCAACUGCAUCAAGGCAAUACAUACCAUUGUUUCUACGCACCCAACCACAUUGUCCGUAUCCAAGACGAAAGCGCUGCUGCCGUACCUCAAGAGCUCGCAGACACCAGAGGAGUUACAGAUCAUGGAGUUGCUUCUGAGGAUAUUCCAUGCGAGGCUCCCGACUCUACCACGGAGCGCGUUGAUCUUCGCGGAGCAGCUGCAAAGGACGCUCAUCUCGAUGGUCAGCAAGCCACCCGCAGUUUCGCCAACGUCGCCGCUCAUGCAAGAACUCAUCGCGUGCUUCUGCACGACCAUUAAAGUCUUAACCCAUGAUUAUAAGAUCCUGGUCCGCACACUUGAAGCUUGCGCGAGCCGCACUAGCAGAACACUAUCGCGUGCGAUGUCAGAAAUGGAUUACAAGCCAGACCGUUCUGCCGCUCUUGUCAUCGCGAUGACAACCCUGCUGUGCGAGAAUGCCGACUAUGACAAGAUGCGUGCAGAAGUUCCCGAACUGCGCGUCGACCUCGAUAGAUUCAGCAAAGGGUCUAUCUUGGACUCUGUUUACAGCAUGCUUCUGCAGCUGUACGAAGCGAAGUUUGAGGGAUGGCAGCUGAUUGCUCUCCAGAAUCUCGGCAUGCUUCUGCGAAGCUAUGCCCAUCUCUGGACCCUGCCGAGCACGGUCGCCCUCAUGGACGCCGUCUUCGCCGGAGAUAAUGCGAGGAAAAAGGAACUUUUGUUGCGCAUCAUGUCCGAGUACCUGACUCGAGAGGACGAGCGCAAGGCUGCUGAGUUACGAGCGUUCUCGGAACAGGUUGCACGCUCCGCCCGAAAAGGCGUGGAUAUGAGCCAGCUUGUUGGCAAUACGGAAGCCUUUGCAGACUCGAGUGUAUCGACUCAACUUACUCAGCAUUACCUUCGGCCGGUCCUCCGUGGAGCUUUAAGCGUUGACUUGCCAGUGACGCAACGUAUUUCGCUUGACAUUCUCAAACACACAGUCAUGCGCGGCCUUUCACACCCACUUCAAUGUCUUCCGGCGUUGAUCUCGCUAGAGACGUCAGAUGAUCCUCGCAUCAGCGCCAAAGCGCUGCACAUGCACAGCCAUCUCGCAUCCAAGCAUGGGUCCAUUCUUGCCGUACGAUAUCUAGAUCAUGCUCGAGCAGCCUUCGAUUUCCAACGGAGUCAACAUCCGCAAUACAGCGCAUUGCGCGGUUAUCGAGACCCAGAGGAUCCGCGAGCCCUUCUGCAGCACUGGUACAACCUGAUUCGCGAUCGACAGCAGCCCCGAUUGGAUUUCAUCAAAGGGAUGGUCAAAGCUUUUGACGUGGAUGCCAGUAGCGAUGUCAAGGCCAUGGACGUCCUGUUUAUACGCUUUCUCGCUGACAAUUUAGCGACUUUGGAGUACAAAGGACAGCAAGAGGUGCUCCUGGCUAUCCACGAGCUUAAGAUUAUUCUCUCCGUUGGAGGGAUGCAGGCUUUGUUCACGGCACAGCGCGUGGUCCAGGAGGGUCAGUCUUCCGCCACACCAGCGGCUUCCCCUUCUAAACGCAGGCGUCAGGUUUCCGAACCCAAGACACCAUCUACCGUGGCUGGCUCCUUUGAUGACAGCCCGGGGAAGAUUUCGCAAGGCUUCGCUGAGGACUCAGAGACAGCCGAUGAUGCUUCACAGUCUUCGGAGCCAAGCAUAGUUGGCAUCCCACGGGUAUGCUUGAUAAUGGCUACUGCUUUGGCAUUACGAAACCAUCUCAAGUGGCUCUACAACAUGCCAGAAAGCAAAUGCCUCAAGUUCGUCCCUGGCAAGAAGAACAGCGCUGGCGGUGAAAAGCCAGCAGUGCAGCGUCUGAUGACAGAUCGGUCUUGGGUUUCCCUAGACCUGAGCGAGUUACCACACGCUUUCGAGGAGGAAUUGAACGAUAAGCAGAGCCUCGAAAUCAUGGAGUCCUAUCUCGACAUCAUGGCGAAUGAAGGGACACAGAUCGAACCAACCGAUGUGCCGGACAUCGACUGAAUGAUUUCUGAUCAUCAUCAAAAAGGAGCAUUCCACUUUAGUCUUUCUUAUUAUGACUGCAUACGCAAGCAAACAACACAUCAUUGCUACCCAUGAACUCACAAAAAGCCAGCAUCAUGCGUUCUUCCGAAGAACUCAUAGUAUACGUUGUAAUUCAAGCAUCAAUCGAGCAAAUAUAACAGUCGCAGAGAAUGCAAGUU
This is a messenger RNA of Tilletiaria anomala UBC 951, 5668 nucleotides long. Its product is annotated as ARM repeat-containing protein. Gene Ontology annotation, biological process: establishment of protein localization to chromatin; establishment of mitotic sister chromatid cohesion; regulation of gene expression. Gene Ontology annotation, cellular component: Scc2-Scc4 cohesin loading complex. Bases 138 to 5468 code for a protein of 1776 amino acids. Lineage: Eukaryota; Fungi; Basidiomycota; Exobasidiomycetes; Georgefischeriales; Tilletiariaceae. Gene Ontology annotation, molecular function: chromatin binding. The record is from RefSeq and is a predicted model, not a curated record. The transcript has 8 exons.